Populus nigra (black poplar) is the source of this 1344-nucleotide messenger RNA. RefSeq names its product mitochondrial carnitine/acylcarnitine carrier-like protein. The coding region runs from base 253 to 1146 and encodes 297 amino acids. The record is from RefSeq and is a predicted model, not a curated record. Gene Ontology annotation, molecular function: L-ornithine transmembrane transporter activity. The transcript has 4 exons. Gene Ontology annotation, biological process: mitochondrial L-ornithine transmembrane transport. NCBI's taxonomy places the organism in Eukaryota, Viridiplantae, Streptophyta, Magnoliopsida, Malpighiales, Salicaceae.
AGAUUCCUACUGCUUAAAAUUACAAGACUUCUCAAAUCACCAAAAUUCUUAAAUCUCACCAACCCCCUUCUUUUUUUCCAUCCCCUCCCCCCUGCAAGUGGGCAAUGACAGCACAGUUUAUUUUCAUGGCGAAGUUCUAUUAACACUGUUUCCGAUUGUAAUCUGGGGAGAGGUUAAAGUUCUGGACUUUCGAUUAAGCUUUGAUCUUUAUUUGCAUCCUUUUCUCGUCAAAUCAAGUUUGCUAUCUUGCAGAUGGGGGACGUAGUGAAGGACUUGACUGCCGGGACAGUCGGUGGUGCAGCACAAUUGAUAGUCGGGCACCCCUUUGACACCAUCAAGGUCAAGCUCCAAAGCCAGCCUACUCCACUCCCUGGCCAAGCUCCCAAGUAUGCUGGUGCAGUGGAUGCUGUCAAGCAGACUUUAUCUGCUGAAGGCCCAAGGGGGUUAUACAAAGGUAUGGGAGCUCCACUUGCUACUGUGGCAGCCUUCAAUGCUGUUCUUUUCACAGUGAGGGGACAAAUGGAGGGAUUGUUAAGGUCUCAACCUGGUGCCCCACUUACAGUUAACCAGCAAGUUGUUGCUGGUGCGGGUGCUGGAGUUGCUGUUUCUUUUCUUGCUUGUCCCACUGAAUUGAUCAAAUGCAGGUUGCAAGCACAAAGUGCUUUGGCAAGUUCAGACUCAGCAGUGGUGGCUGUGAAGUAUGGGGGGCCAAUGGAUGUGACCAGGCAUGUUCUCAAAUCAGAAGGUGGUGUGAGGGGUCUCUUCAAGGGCUUGGUUCCUACUAUGGCACGUGAAAUUCCUGGAAAUGCUGCUAUGUUUGGUGUCUAUGAAUUGCUGAAGCAGUCCUUUGCAGGAGGUGAGGAUACUUCUCGGUUGGGAAGGGGCUCUUUGAUGGUGGCCGGUGGCUUAGCUGGUGCUUCCUUUUGGGUAUCUGUCUACCCCACUGAUGUUGUUAAAAGCGUCAUUCAAGUAGAUGAUUACAAAAACCCCAAGUUCUCUGGGUCUAUUGAUGCUUUUAGGAAGAUCCUGGCUUCUGAAGGUAUCAAAGGCCUGUACAAAGGUUUUGGCCCUGCCAUGGCUAGAAGUGUCCCUGCAAAUGCAGCAUGCUUCUUGGCAUAUGAGGUGACAAGGUCAAGCAUGGGGUGAUUGGCUGCAGUUCUUUCAGAGCAAAUAACUGGAUUAUUCUUCACCAUUGUUAUCAUACUGCUGCUCUCAAAAAGCUUUUGCAAGUAAUUGUUUAGUAAUAUGAUAACAGGUUAUGUCAAAAGAACAUGCUAUUCAUCCUUCAAAAUUAAUGAGCUCGGGUGCUGGAAGAAACACUCGCCAGUCACCAACAAUUUAACA